CCUGCAUAAUGAAGCUCAGUCCUUAAUAAAUUGUGUAUUUAACACUGCUGAAUUAUAACAUAGGCACAAGCAAACCAAACAUGUACACAACAGACUUGCACUCUCACAGAUGCACACUAGAUACACUUAAGUAACUUACAUAUUACACUACAUUAUGUAACAGGAGCAGGGCGCUGCUCUUCCCAAGCAAACAGAUAAAGGUUCUAGCAGCUAAAUAAACCUGUAUAUCACAUAAAAACAACAGUCUCACAUCACCUAUUAGUUGCAUAGCAUAGAGAAAGUAAAUACCACAUCAAUCUUAAAACAAAAUGCUACUUCAGUGAAGAAAAAAAUCCAAUUCAUAGAAGAAGAAUUCAAGUUCAUCUGCAGGUAAAGCAGUAAAAAUCUGAUGAAAUAUAUGCACAGGUUCCUUUUAACUAAUGGAGGUGAAGCCUUUUUAAUUUUGUCUGACACAUAACAUUGCAAUAAUCCCGUACCAAUUUGUUCAAGACUUUUAUACAACCGAAGAUUACAAAAUAUACAACCUGAAUAAUGUGUUCAGCACCAUGAUACCGCUUCUCUACUACUCUUAACACAAGACAAGUCUGUCUCUGCUGCCCUUCCCCCUCAUUUUCUGCUCUCCUGAACCUCAACUUAUCAGGCAAGCCGCCUCACUCUGACCCCCAACACCCAGCCCCCACUGCCACAGGGUAAAGGGGGGGGGGGUGUAACAUGUCCUGGAUAUGUGAGGUGGAAUGCAUGUGCUUAGAGGAGUUGUUGGAGAAACGCAGGAGUCUGAUAAGCCUGGUGGGUGGAGAGAAAGUGGGAUGGAUGCAGGGAGCGCAGGAGGAGGGAGGGAAGGAGAGACAACACUGUGGACUCAAUCAGAUGGGGAGGUACAAAGGGGAGGGAGAACAGACAGAAGUUUGACAUACUUAAGACAAAGACCACGGCAGUUGUGAGUUAAGUUGUUUCAGCCACCAAGGAAGGAGCGUCUCUGUUACUACUUCAUCACAACAGCAUGAAAAUUUGAUUUUGCAUGUGGAAAAGAAAACAAAGACUCACACAUAAUCAGCUCCACUGACAACUCUGGAUAGUGGAGAGAAGAAGCAGCAGGAGACCAGAACUGCAGGAAGGCAACAUACCAACAUACCACCACUAUAUAGAUAAGGCUUUAAGAGGGAACCUCUAAAAACACACCAACAUCUCUUUCAACUUCACACAAGGAAAGGAGGGGAAAAGAGACAACUAAAAAGGACUUUGUUGAAGUGUUAGCGGAGAACUUGUGUGUUGAGGACUGACUGGAGAGAGGUGGUCUUGAGAAGAAGCGAGACAAGCGGCAACAAUCUGGAGGACCAACAGCAGGAGGUGUACCGGGACCCGCAGCACAAUUUCACUAUGAGUAUGACUGGUACUCUAGAGAAGGGGGCCCACCACCAAGCCUUGGACCUGUCAGAGGAACUGCCGCCUCAUCACCACCUCCACCACCACCAUAACAACCACCACCAGCAUCUUCACCACUCCAACUCCCUGGCCUCCACCACCGCCAUGGGUGGAGGCAGAGAAACACCUUUACGUGUCGUUGUACCUCCUCCGUAUACUGCAGCUGAGAGCGGCGGAGGGGGCAGUGAAGCUCCUCUGGAGCUGCGGGGGUCCUUGGACUGCUGGGCCUGCUCGGUGCUGGUGACGGCUCAGAACCUGAUUAUUGCCACGAUCAACGCCUGCCUCGCUGGACUGGUGUUCGGGACCAUCCUGACGCCGGCCAUUGUCAUGGUGGUGUUUGGCUUCCUCUGCCACUCUACAGUCCGUCCUCACGGGACGACGCCCUACUGCUCAGACCUGCUGACUGACGGAGGCUGCGUGGCUCUGCUGGUGGUGGGCUUCCUCUUGGUCACCCCUCUGCUGGUCCUGGCGCUGGCUGCAUACUGUCGCCUAGCCCGUCACCUCCAGCUGGGCCUGUGCUUCAUCCCGUACAGCCGGGCCGUGUACAAGAACCUGCCGGCCACCCAUAACCGUGGCAUGGGCGGUGGCUGCUGUGGCGGCCGAAAUGGAGCCGAUGGUAGUGGGAAGGGAAAGGUCUGGGUGUGAGAUAAAGAUGGGAGAAAGGGUGAGAGGCGAGGAAGACCAUUAAAUGAAGAAUAUGAAGGGAACAGAAGAGAACAGGGUGGGGGGUUGCAUGGGAUGACAAAACAAUGCAAUUGAUGUACGGAAGAGAAAAGUGUAUAUCAGAAAAGGGAGGAAGUUGUAAAUGGCAAUUACUGUAAUAACCAGAUAAACAUCCUGGAAGAUAAGUUAUAUUGUUAUAAUUCAUAAAUACUGACUAAUGACUUACACCCCAUGCUUAACGUCAGAGCAACAUUAUUGAUUAUUCAGAAAAAAACAAUGUACUAAGGUAUUUUGUUUGUUGGCAUUAUUCCACUGGACACAUUGGCUGUUACUGGAAUUUUGACUGUCUUAUAACUUUCGAGUUACAACACGGUGUCAUUAAGUAUUGAGCCAUAGCUAUCCAACACGCUUGGCACACGGGAGAGGCUUCACUUGGUUGCAAUCUCCUCACUUCACCGCUAGAUCCUACACACUGGACCUUUAAGUUAAGUCAUUAUAAAGAAUAAAGCAUCUAAACAGACCUGCAUACAACCUUAACUUUCCUGAAUGAAUCAAAGAAAAUUGUAAUACUGAAAAUAGCACACCUCACAAAAGGAUGUACUGACACUAAACAUAACUAUCUUAUCACUUUUAUGUUAUUAUGAAAAAAAUAUUUGUUUUAUGUAGUUUUCUGUUAAGUUGUGGCAAUUUCUCGUGUUAUUUCCUUUUUUAUAAAUAAAGUUUUUGGAUUCAGCUGGAGUCGUGU
Sebastes umbrosus (honeycomb rockfish) is the source of this 2830-nucleotide messenger RNA. RefSeq names its product transmembrane protein 88 b (gene tmem88b). Bases 1378 to 2067 code for a protein of 229 amino acids. NCBI's taxonomy places the organism in Eukaryota, Metazoa, Chordata, Actinopteri, Perciformes, Sebastidae. The transcript is spliced from 3 exons. Gene Ontology annotation, molecular function: PDZ domain binding. The record is from RefSeq and is a predicted model, not a curated record. Gene Ontology annotation, cellular component: plasma membrane.